AUGUCGCGCUACUUCUUAUACGUUCAUCCAUGUUUACCGGUCAUAAAUGAGGCGGAGUUCUGGCCGAUGCUUAAUCAAGAAGCGACGGGGAAGUCGUCUUUCUCUCUGCUGGUGUUUCAGGCAAUGAUGUUCGCUGCUUGCAGUUACAUCUCGUUGGCCGAUGCGCAGAAAUGGGGCGCAGAGUCAAUCUUGGAAAUGCGCAAUUCGUUUUAUCGGCGUGCCAAGUUUCUUUACAAUUUCGGUGUUGAGAAUGAUCCUCUAUGCAUCGCUCAAGCAUUAACACUACUCACUUACCAAAGCUCCGGAACUAACCACCUCAGCAACACUACUUGGCUUGGUCUUGCAAUUCAGCAGGCUCAUCUUAUCCAUGCACAUCUCUACCAUCGCUGUCCCGUCGAAGGUAGAUACAAGCGAUCAGAGCUGAAGCGUCUGUGGUGGUGUCUUAUCAUCCGUGAUAGGAUUGUCUCCCUCGGCAUGCGCAGACCGCUCCAGAUUCUCCCAACACACUUUGAGGUAGCAUCCAGGGAUCCAUUGCUGAUGGAUGACUUAUCUGAUGAGAUUCAUACUUCGCAAGUCUACGACUCCGAGACGAAAGAAAUGCUUUGCAAGAUCAUGACUAGUCUGUGUCGGCUUGCUGUCUCUUUGACAAAUGUCAUAAUGACUCUUUAUCCUUUGGACCCGUUUCCGGAUGGUCAGGGGGUGCUAACCGCGUUGUACUUUGAAUCCGCUCGUCUGGCGCUUUACCAAUACAUCUCUUUUCGCAUACAUCGAAACCAACGCCCGGACGAUUGGCCAGACCUAAUGGACGCGGUCACAGCAAUCCACGACGUGGUCAAGCGUUUCGUGGUUGACGGCACAGCUGGUCAUCUACCAAUCAGCGCAGUCGCGUAUACAGCAUUACCGCAGAUGGUAUUGAACCUGAACCUACGGCUGUCGAGUGAUACAUUAACCCGUCGACGCCAAGAGAACGUUUUGAGUAUUUACAUGGAACUCAAUCGACAAUAUGUCCUGCGUUACGACGUCUCACAUGUCAGCACCUGGGUGAACCGAAUUGUCCGUCUAUUUGAAAUGUCUCUCUCGCCUAUCAAGCCACAACUCGCAGACCUUGCUCGACGACAAAGAGUGUUCCCUGGGAAGGAUUGCUUGUAUUUGCUUGAGCUCGAGCCUGAGCUAUACUUUAAGAUUUCGGGGAUGAUGGAUGCUUCGAUGUCGACUGGUCAAUUAGCUCUUGAAUAUUCGGGGACGAGAUUGGGAUUUCCAUCGCAAGAUCUGUCGUUGUCGCUUUUCCGUGGAGAGUCUUCGGAUUUUCCAGCGAUAGACUCUCUUCGGCAGUCCGAGCUAGGGCAGAUCUUGCCACUUGAUGAAGAUACUUUGGAGGGAGAAGACGAAGACCCCUUUGAAGCCGGAACAAAGCGCGAGAUCGGAAGCCUUUCUCGAAAACAACUAGAUCCAAACAAAGACAUUGUCAUCCUCACUUCACCUAGGAAGCAUCCUAUAUUCACAAAGCUUCUGGGGAUAUUGAGCUUGCGUUGGCUAUUAAAGCAUCGAUCCCAUACUCAGUAUCCUAUCACUGGAUAUAACACCAAUCACCCCAACAGCCCAAUCACCAUCUCGUUCAUGGCUGUUCCGGAGGUUGAACUAUUCUGGCAAGCCUCAGCGAAAGUAAUGGCGGGCUGCCAACUCCUCGCCACCAUCCUCCGCGACAUUGAAAACAAACAAGUAUUCACCAACAAACUAGGCCUUCUAAUCGAAGACCUAAUCGAUCUCCAAUACACCGUAUCCGCAAAAGCAUCCGAAAUCGCCCAAAAUAAAACCCUAGUUCGGCAAGAUAUUAUCCAAGAUCGAAUCUGGCAGGUCGAAGAUAUCUUCCGCGGGAUGCUUGUAGGACAAGAGAUGACGGCGGUUGAUCCUGUUCUCCGUCCCCUUCUUGCUCGGCAGUUUGAGAAGGCGUAUGAGAUUUUAGAUGGGAUUUUGAUGACGCCGCUGCAACGUUUGAAAUUGGAGUUGGGUCCGACUAAAUAUGUUCCUGUAGCAAGUUUGGAUUGGGAGGAGAGGAUUGAGGCUGGUGUGCUUGAUGUGCCAUGGUGA
Penicillium subrubescens is the source of this 2088-nucleotide messenger RNA. RefSeq names its product fungal specific transcription factor domain-containing protein. Gene Ontology annotation, molecular function: DNA binding; zinc ion binding. The record is from RefSeq and is a predicted model, not a curated record. The transcript has 6 exons. Lineage: Eukaryota; Fungi; Ascomycota; Eurotiomycetes; Eurotiales; Aspergillaceae. Bases 1 to 2088 code for a protein of 695 amino acids. Gene Ontology annotation, biological process: DNA-templated transcription.